AUGUUGCUCGCAGAAGAUCCCGCGACGCUCAUCCGGCACACGAUCGACAACUUCAACAUCGGCCCCGACAAGGCCGCCGUCGAGCGCGUCGACGAGUCCCUCUCCACGCUGGGGCAGGCGCGCGACCUGCGCCUCCGCGAGGCCUCCUCCUCGCUGCAGCGCCUCGCGCGGCAGCUCUCCGCCGUCUCCCAGCGCCACCGGGAGCUCCUCGACGCACACGACUCGCCCGCCGCCGCCGCGGCGUCGUCCGAGCACGCCGCGGCGCUCGACAGCGAAAAGUUCCGCACCGCCAAGGCGGCGAGCGACGCCGAGGCCGAGGCGGAGCGCGCGGCGCUCAAGGCGGCGGACCUCGCGGCCCGGCUGCAAGAGCUGGAGCUGCAGGGCGUGGAGGGCGACGUCGGGCAGGGCGGCGGCGGCGCGGCGAGAAGGGACCUGGUGGACGACGAGGUGCUGCUGCGGCUCAAGGUGUAUAGGAGUUUGGGGAUAGACGUGGAGCGCGAUGGGGAUGGCGAGGCGGGCGGCGGGGAGUGGACGCGUGCGGUGAUUCGGAAUGAACGCAAGGGCGACGUGCACGUGGUGAACAUUGAGAAAAAGUUUUCGCGCUUCUUUUACGCGAAUUACUUUUGGAAGACGCUGUGA
Cordyceps fumosorosea ARSEF 2679 is the source of this 639-nucleotide messenger RNA. RefSeq names its product kinetochore protein spc24. NCBI's taxonomy places the organism in Eukaryota, Fungi, Ascomycota, Sordariomycetes, Hypocreales, Cordycipitaceae. The transcript has 2 exons. Bases 1 to 639 code for a protein of 212 amino acids. The record is from RefSeq and is a predicted model, not a curated record.